This is a messenger RNA of Electrophorus electricus (electric eel), 1901 nucleotides long. The record is from RefSeq and is a predicted model, not a curated record. NCBI's taxonomy places the organism in Eukaryota, Metazoa, Chordata, Actinopteri, Gymnotiformes, Gymnotidae.
AACUAGCUAUGUAAUAUCAGAUUUGACCCGCUACAGUCAUUGGUUUAUAUAUUACGAUAUUCUAUAAAGUGCAAGGUUAAUAUGAAUUAUUUUUGGAAAACAAUUUUGGCAGUUAGCCAUAUAACUCGCUAUUUUGUUUGUGUAACGCAAGCUAACUUAGCUAGGUUAGAGGUUAGCCUAUCUUAGGUCUCUAACGCUAGCUCGAUAAACGAGUUAGUGCUACAUUAUUGCUAUUUAUAUUGUAUUGCUACUUAUUCCACUAACUACGUGUGACUAAGUUAAACUAUCUAGCUAGUUAGCUAACCUAUGAAACCUAGGUCAUACGAAACAAAUCAUUGCAUCUCACCUAGCUAUCUAGCGUUAAGAUAGCUAACGAAUUAAUGUAAACAUUAUCUGAAUAUGUAGUUAGCUAGCUAGACAGCUAGCCAUUCUGCUUGGUACUGAGUAACGCAGCUAUCUAGCUAACUUGUAUAGUUAGCUAUUUAGCUAGCUAGCUUGUCGACUUUGUUCCUUUGACACCUAAAUGCUUUCAGACCAAGCUCAUAAGCAACCAACCAUACGACGAGACACUGGACGUUAACGAUUCAGAAGAGUGUUCAGGAACACGAGUAGACAGCAGCUGAAAGAAAUGGCCAAUACCAACAGUGAUGAGUUUGUUGAAGAUACCAAGCAAAGAAAGAAGGAUCAACCAACCAGUCCCCAAGGAGGCAGUGAAAAUAAUGAGGAAGAAGAUGAUGAUGAUGACGAUGAUGAUGAUGAUGACGACUCUGAUGAGACGGAAUCAGAUGAAGAAGAAGAAGGGGAGCCGAGUUCAGCUCUUGAAGGGGCAUAUGAUCCAGCAGAUUAUGACCACCUUCGUGUUACAGCAGAAAUCAAAGAACUUUUCCAGUAUAUCACACGAUAUACACCACAGACCAUAGAGUUGGAUCAUAAGCUGAAACCAUUUAUCCCUGACUUCAUCCCAGCUGUAGGGGACAUUGAUGCUUUCCUCAAAGUUCCUCGGCCUGACGGGAAGUCAGAUGGCCUGGGACUGCUGGUGCUGGAUGAGCCCUGUGCUAAGCAGUCGGACCCCACUGUCCUCUCCUUGUGGCUCUCAGAGAACAGCAAGCAACACAACAUCACUGAGGUGAAAGUGAAGAGUAUUGAGAAUCCAGAGAAGAACCCCAAAGCCAUAGAUAACUGGAUAGAGAGCAUCAGUGAAUUGCACCGUUCCAAACCGCCAGCUACUGUACACUACACCAGACACAUGCCAGACAUUGACACCCUGAUGCAGGAGUGGCCUGCUGAGUUUGAGGAGCUUUUGGGCAAGGUUAACCUCCCCACAGCAGAUAUUAACUGUGGCCUGGCAGAAUACAUUGACAUCAUCUGUGGUAUCCUGGACAUCCCAGUGUACAAGAACCGAAUCCAGUCCCUCCACGUACUGUUCACUCUUUAUUCGGAAUUCAAAAACUCCCAGCACUUUAAGGCUUUGGCAGAGGGCCAGAUGUCCAAUACUCCAUCUGCUCUACACACUGCUACUGCAGAACCAGAUACACUGACAUUAGAGUAAUCACACCCCCUCCCCGCUGUGUCUUACGUAUGUAUGUAUGUAUGUGUGUAUGUAUACAAUUGCAAGUACAAAGGCCUUCUGAAAUGGAUCUAAUCUAAUUAAUUCCAGUCCACCCCCACAGUUGCCCCCUUGAUGUACCUGAUAUUCUCACAAGUGAGCAUACUGUUGUGCCUUUUAAAGGUAACUAAUGUCUCUGUGACAGCAUUAUUAUUUUCAGCAGUCUGGAAACAGCAUUUCCAUUGGUUAACAAAAUGUACAUAUAAUUAGCUUUAAACAUUUCAUUUGUUAGGUGCUGUGCAAAAGAAUAUUUUCUCAGUUACAUUAAAAAUAAAGAUUUAUUUCCUCAGACCCA